Molecule: messenger RNA, 1602 nt
Organism: Lodderomyces theae
Lineage: Eukaryota; Fungi; Ascomycota; Pichiomycetes; Serinales; Debaryomycetaceae
Gene: HMI1
Product: ATP-dependent 3'-5' DNA helicase
Exons: 2
Coding region: 1-1602 (533 amino acids)
Biological process (GO): recombinational repair
Cellular component (GO): nucleus
Molecular function (GO): ATP binding; 3'-5' DNA helicase activity; DNA binding
Source: RefSeq, a predicted model, not a curated record
AUGUUGACUUUAAGCCAACAAGAGGCAGUGGAUUAUGAUUACACUCCCGGCACAAUUUUAUCCAUACAGAGUGGUCCUGGAUGUGGCAAGACAUGGACUUUGAUCAACAGAAUCAAACGUUUACUAGAAGAAGGCAUGAAUCCGCUGGAGAUCAUUGUGUUGUCAAUGACAAACCGGACAGUGAAUUUGUUGCAAGAAGCAUUAGCUGAUAGUUUGAAGUAUGAUAUUGCUACAAACGUGGUUAUCAAAACAUUCCACUCUUUUGCUUCGCAAAUAUUUGAUGACAAUUUUGAAAAGUAUUUCCCCGGUCGGCCGCCUAAUUGUGUCGUUGAUGAUUCAACUUGGAAAUCCUUUGCCAAGUUUUUCAGUGCAAAACACAAGGACUUGGAUGCAGCUGUACUUGCAGUUAAGUCGGGAGAGGAUGUUGAUCAGGUAGCUUUGAGAUAUGCAAUACCAAAUGAUCAAUUGAGCCGUACUUUGGAGUACCUAGAGGAUAACGGAAUGAUUCGGUUCCACGGUUUAAUCACCAGUGCGUUGGAGAUCUUCAAAGAGUCCCGCGGCGAGUUGUCUUUGGCUGGUGCAAAAGUAAUCAUCAUUGAUGAGUUUCAGGACAUGCAACCGAUACUUUUAAAGUUUAUCAAACAGAUUGCUGUUUAUGGGUGCAAAAAACAUGUCACGCUAGCUGGUGAUAAAAACCAAUGUAUUUAUGACUUUCUAGGGUCACGUCCAGGAAUCACGCUGGAGUUUAUACAUGACUUGAAGUUUAAACACUCUGAGAUUGUCUUGAAAGAGACGUUUCGAUUGGGUCUGGGAGUGUUGGAGAUGGCGAAUGAAGUUAUUCCUUCGGAUUUGAGGAGUGUGAAGCAGUAUGGAGUUGCUCCUUUGCGACAGGGUGAACUAUGCACGGAUAUUGUUGAGUUGAUUGCAGUCUCAGGGGGGUUAAUCAAGUUUUCCGAUAUCAUUGUACUCGCAUUUACCAAUAGAGAGGUGGACCAAUUUGCCGAGGAGUUGACAACCCGAUAUGGAAUCAGUAACAAGUUUAGAUCCAACUGGGUAAACACGAAAUUGCAUAUCUACUUGGAUCUUCUACACGUUCUCAGGAAGAGCUACGGAUCUGAUUUCGCCUUGUUGUUUGUGUUGGAAAAAAUGGGCACAAAGAAUUUGAAGGAGUUGUUUGCCAGGUAUAAUGAGUGGAAUUGUAGUAAGAAGAACAGAUUGGAAGAUUAUUUGAGAGAAAACAGUGAAAAUGUUGCCAUCAAGGAUCUUCUUGACUUGGUUGAACAGGAACGGGAAGGUUUGAAUACUCCUGUCUCCAUCUUUUCGUCGUUAGGUCGAAUCAGUAUGCGAACCGGGAUAAUUGGAGCUCCCAAAGCCGAUGAGAUGGGUGCUUUUUACACGUCAUUGAAGACAUCGUACAGAAGAUACCAAAGCGAAUCCAAAGGCACGUUUCUAGACUACUUUUUAAAGCAUUACUACGAUGAUGAUCCAAUACUUGAAGAGGAUAGUGUAAACUUGUCCACUGUCCACAAAGCAAAGGGGUUGGAGUUUCCAGUUGUCUUUGUACCCAACUUUUCAAGGUUGCCGAAACCGAGGUUAAAAUGA